Messenger RNA from Trematosphaeria pertusa, 1564 nucleotides. RefSeq lists its product as uncharacterized. Gene Ontology annotation, biological process: deoxyribonucleotide biosynthetic process. Bases 99 to 1343 code for a protein of 414 amino acids. The record is from RefSeq and is a predicted model, not a curated record. The transcript has 4 exons. Gene Ontology annotation, molecular function: oxidoreductase activity. Lineage: Eukaryota; Fungi; Ascomycota; Dothideomycetes; Pleosporales; Trematosphaeriaceae.
CCAUCAUCGACUUCGGCCUCUCGCCACAAUUUAUUCUUGACAUCACGUCCGCUCCAUUGAGGACUGUCACCGCCUAUACUUAUAUAUCACCCGCCACAAUGUCCACCGCGCAGAUAACACCAUCCAAAAAGGCUGCAUCAGCCAUUGAGACACUCAAGAUGUCCGAUUCGCCUGCGAAGAAGCUCAACUUCGAGUCUACGGCGGACAAGGAGAAUAUUUUCAAGCCCAUUGUCGGCAUUCCCGACCUCCCAGAGGAGGACGCGACGGAAGACGCGUCUGCGCAGAAGACUGCCAUCGCAACUACGAUUAAGCCUGAAGAGGCACACGAGCCUCUGCUACAGGAGAACCCUCACCGUUUUGUCCUGUUCCCCAUCAAGUACCACGAUGUCUGGCAAAUGUACAAGAAGGCCGAAGCUUCCUUCUGGACCGCCGAAGAAAUCGAUCUCUCCAAAGACCUUCACGACUGGAACAAGCGAUUGAACGACGACGAGCGCUUCUUCAUCUCACACGUCCUCGCCUUCUUCGCCGCGUCGGACGGCAUCGUCAACGAGAACUUGGUCGAGCGAUUCAGCGGCGAGGUGCAGAUACCCGAGGCGCGAUGCUUCUAUGGCUUCCAGAUCAUGAUGGAGAACAUCCACUCCGAGACAUACUCCCUCCUGAUCGACACUUACAUCAGCGAGCCUAAGCAGCGCACCUAUCUCUUCAACGCCAUUGACAACAUUCCCUGCAUCCGCAAGAAGGCCGACUGGGCGCUCCGAUGGAUCUCAGACAAGAACUCCACCUUUGCGACGCGUCUCGUCGCCUUCGCUGCCGUCGAGGGUAUCUUCUUUAGCGGCUCCUUCGCGUCCAUCUUCUGGCUCAAGAAGCGCGGCCUAAUGCCCGGUCUGACCUUCUCCAACGAACUCAUCUCCCGCGAUGAGGGCAUGCACACCGACUUCGCCUGCCUGCUCUUCUCCCUCUUGAAGACUCGACCUAGCAAGCAGCUUGUUCAGGACAUCAUCACAGAGGCUGUCGUGAUCGAGAAGGAGUUCUUGACCGAGGCUCUGCCUGUUAUGCUGCUCGGCAUGAACGCCACCCUCAUGUGCCAGUACAUUGAGUUUGUGGCUGACCGUCUACUGUUGGCCCUCGGCAACUCAAAGUUCUACAACGCGACCAACCCCUUCGACUUCAUGGAGAAUAUCUCGCUCGCGGGCAAGACGAACUUCUUCGAGAAGCGCGUCGGCGACUACCAGAAGGCCGGUGUUAUGGCGAGCACCAAGAAGCAUGAGAAGGAGGGUUCAUCUUCGCCAAGCGAGGAGCCCAAGGGCCUGUCUGGCGACUUCUCCUUCGAAGAGGACUUCUAGACGCGUCCCCUCUCUCAUUUCGUUUCGUUACAAUCUCCUAGCUGUAUACCUCUUCUGACUUUGGGCAUGGGUCCGGGGCGACCCUUUCAUCUUGCAUAUCUGUUCUCCCCUCUGCAUUGCCGGAGUCAGACCCAGCACAACCGGCAUAUCCUUUGGAAAGCGCAUACCGGCCUGCUUUUGAUACCUUUUUUCCGCGCUUUCGAAUUUCCGGCGUUUGCGGU